CUCUGUUAACUUCAACGAACCUUGUGACAAUGUCAAACCUGCUCGGAGCAUACUCGGAGACAAUUCCCAUUGAUGAAAUCCGGAAGAUUUGUGAUCAGGUGAAAUGCCAAGUCCAGGAAAAGACAAAGAAGGUAUAUCAGGAGUUCAGAGCAGUCGCAUACAGGUAUCAGAUUGUGGCAGGAAGAAACUACCUCAUUAAGGUUUGCGUAGGUAACAACUACCUUCAUCUGUGGGUCUAUGAACACCUUCCUUGUGAUGGAGGAGAUAUUGAGCUGCAAGGUGUAGAGGAGUGCCACAGCAAAGAAGAUCCCAUUGAACCUUUCUGAGCUAUUUCAACUGCUCAGUGAAUGCUCUUCUCCUUAUUCCUUAAAGAAUCAAACACCAUAAUAUUCCGGUGAAAUGAUUUUAUGGGCAGCAGUUCAUCUCUAAUGUGAUCAAAGAAUGAUUAAGUG
Molecule: messenger RNA, 452 nt
Organism: Monopterus albus (swamp eel)
Lineage: Eukaryota; Metazoa; Chordata; Actinopteri; Synbranchiformes; Synbranchidae
Product: cystatin-B-like
Exons: 3
Coding region: 30-326 (98 amino acids)
Cellular component (GO): cytosol
Molecular function (GO): cysteine-type endopeptidase inhibitor activity
Source: RefSeq, a predicted model, not a curated record